Messenger RNA from Pseudonaja textilis, 1047 nucleotides. Its product is annotated as olfactory receptor 51G2-like. Gene Ontology annotation, biological process: G protein-coupled receptor signaling pathway. The record is from RefSeq and is a predicted model, not a curated record. Gene Ontology annotation, cellular component: plasma membrane. NCBI's taxonomy places the organism in Eukaryota, Metazoa, Chordata, Lepidosauria, Squamata, Elapidae. Gene Ontology annotation, molecular function: olfactory receptor activity; G protein-coupled receptor activity.
AUGAGGGCAGACCAGGAGACCUGCCGCUUGAGACAAGCCGAGGCUGAAGGGCUCCCCGUCUUCUUCCUUUCCAGGGGAGGAAAACCAUCCCAAGGUAUCCCCAUGUUCGGCAACCUCUCCGACUCCAGCCGCCCCGUUUUCCUCCUGACCGGCUUUCCUGGGCUGGAGAAACACCAUUUCUGGAUUUCCCUCCCCAUUUGCUGCCUGUACGUGGUGGCCAUCGCGGGGAACGGCGUCAUCCUCUUCGUCAUCAGGACGGAGCAAACCCUCCACUCCCCCAUGUACUACUUCCUGUCCAUGCUGGCCCUCUCGGACCUGGGCUUGUCCUUCGCCACGUUGCCCUCCAUGCUGAGCGUCCUGUGGUUCAACCACCUCGAGAUCCGCUUGGAGGCCUGCUUGGUCCAGUUGGCCUUCAUCUACGCUUGCUCCAUUAUGGAAUCUGGCAUCCUCUUGGCCAUGGCCUUCGAUCGCUUGGUGGCCAUCCGGAACCCUCUGAAAUACACGAGCAUUUUGACCAAUGGGACGGUGGUCAGGAUCGGGGUGGCAGGCGCCGUCCGGUCCGUUUGCCUUGUGCUGCCCGCUCCCAUCCUUAUGAGCCUCCAGGAAUUCGGAAGGGUGAAUGUGCUUUCUUACUCCAUUUGUUUGCACCCGGAUCUCCUGAAUUUGGUUCGCUCCGAUAGGAGGAAGAGCAACGUCUACGGCCUGUUCGUGAUGCUCUCGUCCACAGGGGUGGACUCGAUCCUGCUGGUCCUCUCCUACCUCCUGAUCCUCAAGACCGUCCUGGGAGUCGCCUCCAAGGAGGAAGGCCUCCGGGCGCUCAGUACCUGCAUCUCCCACCUCUGUGCUGUCUGCAGCUUCUACGUCCCCAUGCUCGGGCUCAGCAUGAUCCACCGCUUUGGGAGGCAGGCGCCCCGCAUCGCCUUCAUCCUCAUCGCCAACGCUUUCGUGCUGGCGCCUCCUUUGAUGAAUCCGAUUGUCUACAGUGUGAGGACCAAACAAAUCCGCCUCCGGAUCCUGAAGAAGUUUCAGCGGGGGAGGGAAGAGUGA